Phycodurus eques (leafy seadragon) is the source of this 8480-nucleotide messenger RNA. Its product is annotated as aryl hydrocarbon receptor-like. Gene Ontology annotation, biological process: regulation of transcription by RNA polymerase II. The transcript is spliced from 11 exons. Bases 283 to 2880 code for a protein of 865 amino acids. The record is from RefSeq and is a predicted model, not a curated record. Gene Ontology annotation, cellular component: nucleus; aryl hydrocarbon receptor complex. Gene Ontology annotation, molecular function: transcription cis-regulatory region binding; nuclear receptor activity; protein dimerization activity. NCBI's taxonomy places the organism in Eukaryota, Metazoa, Chordata, Actinopteri, Syngnathiformes, Syngnathidae.
CUUCUGCCUUCCCCCACCACAGCACCGUCGAGCAAGGCCAGCCACACUGACCUACCGAGUAACCUGUCAACACGGCACCAAACCACCGCGGGUUCAUGUGUUGCCCCCCCCCCCCCCCCCCCACGCUCCCACCGGGCCUAACAUGGCGAGUGGAUACCGUCGGGAGUGACUGAUUUUCACACGCCGGAGAGACGAGUGUGCCCUAACGCGGGUGGAGAAAACGUCGCCUCGGCGAAGAGGUGACGAGCUUUCGGCGAAGUUUGCGUGGCAAGCGGCACAAAAAUGUUGGCUACCUCUGGGACUUACGCCAACAAGAAGAGGAAGAAACCCGUCCUCAAACAAAAAAAGGUUAAGAACGGGAAUGAAGUCAUCAAAUCCAACCCGUCCAAGCGCCACCGGGACAGGCUGAACGGGGAGCUGGACAGGCUGACCGACCUGCUGCCUUUUUCUGAAGAUGUUCGCUCCUGUCUGGACAAACUGUCCGUUCUUCGCCUCAGCGUGGGAUACCUGCGAGUCAAGAGCUAUUUCAAAGCGACAAUAAAGAAGAGCACCAGCAGUGGAUUUCCUGGAGCAAACGGGCCAAAUGGCAACAACUUGGCGACCAAAGGCUUCUCUGAAGGAGACCUGCUGCUUCAGGCGCUGAAUGGCUUUGUGCUGGUGGUCACAUCCGAGGGGUCCGUGUUCUACACGUCGCCCACCAUCAAGGAGUACCUGGGCUUCCAGCAGUCCGACGUGGUCCACCAGAGCGUGUUCGAGCUCAUCCACACAGACGACCGCGCUACAUUCAGGCAGAACCUCCACUUUGCUCUAAACCCACCUGACACAUGUGGAGAAGGCCUGGAGGGAUGCAUGAGCACAGAGUUCUACAACCCUGAUCAACUUCCUCCAGAGAACUCGUCUUUCCUAGAGAGAAGUUUUGUGUGUCGCUUCCGUUGCCUCCUGGACAACUCGUCUGGCUUUUUAGCUCUCAAGUUCCAGGGACGACUCAAGUACCUGCAUGGCCAAAGCGUCGUCAGGGACAACGGGUCCCACGGCAAAUCGCAGCUCGCACUCUUCGCCAUCGCCACGCCCGUGCAGUCACCGUCCAUUGUGGAGAUCCGCUCCAAAAUGUUGCUCUUUCAGACAAAGCACAAGUUGGACUUCACACCUCUUGGUGUCGACAACAGGGGGAAGAUUAUUUUGGGCUACUCGGAGACAGAGCUGUGCAUGAAAGGCUCCGGCUACCAGUUCAUCCACGCCGCUGACAUGAUGUAUUGUGCAGACAAUCAUUUGCGCAUGAUAAAAACUGGAGACAGCGGCCUGACGACUUUCCGUCUCCUGAGUAAGUCAGGAAGCUGGGUUUGGGUCAAAGCCAACGCCAAGCUGAUCUACAAAGGAGGAAGACCUGACUUCAUCAUCGCCUAUCAGCGAGCUUUAGUAAACGCUGAGGGUGAGGAGUACCUCCGCCAAAGGAGGAUGCAGCUGCCCUUCAGCUUCACCACGGGUGAGGCGGUGCUUUACAACGCUGCCACAACCAUGGACCUCACACAGACGCAGUUCAACAAAAAGUUCAACAAUAACGAUGACAUGGACACCAGCAAGGGCACACAUUUGCCCCGCUCGCUACUGGACUGCUUCCUUAGGCAGGACGAAUCUGCCUACAGGCUGACGCCUGAGGUGCCCUUUCCCGUGGAUCAGAUCUUUGUGGACAGUCGAGCGCUGGUGAGCGUGCCUAGUGACGCUUGGCAGGAAACAGGCGUGGCAGCCACUUCCAGCGCCCCCAGCGUGGUGAAGGAGGAGGCCAAGCAGUCGGUGAUGGCCGUGAUCGACGGCCUACAGGAGAUGGCGCAGAAGGGUGACUUCUGCGGCGCCCUGGAGGACCUGGGGGUGGACGAUUCUGAGCUGAUGCAGUGGGAGGAGUCUAUCAAGCGAUUGGGUCAGGAUGGCGACCAGCAGGACAGCGUGCGGUCUGAGCUGGACAAUGUCCUCAUUGGCGAGAUAUUCGACCACAUUGAUUCGGUUUUGUUCAAGGAGAAUGGUGAAGAGUGCCCUGCCACCUGCCUGAAACAGGACACCUUCAUGCAGGCAUCGCAGCAGUUCCCGACACCGUCCCAGGGUGGGAUUUUCCCUCAAACAAACAGCUUCUACGCUCCGGAGAAAGGGCUCCGACAUGUAAACUCCGGGCAAAUCUUAGUGGGAUCUGCUCCAGCAUUCAAUAGCGCCCAGAAACCUUCCCACUGUGGAUCCCUGCCGGGUCCCACGAAUGGGAACGAAGCUCCUAUUCAGCAGCUACAACUUCAGGACAUUUUCAGCCCAGAAAUAGAACUCCCAGAACUUAUUGUGCCUGAUUCUUCCACUGCUCCGGUCCACUUUGCAGGCUUUGGACAGCAGCAACAGCAGUCGAUUCAAUGUCAUCAGAAUAACAUCUACUCUGUGACCCCACCCACGAUUCCUUGCAAUAACUUUAACACCCCCAAUGAUUUCAUCCCUGAGCCUCCAACUUGUCCUCCUCCGUGGUCGCAGGGCCAGUACAAGCUGCCCCAUGCAGCCGUCACGCAAAGCGGUCCGGUUCUGGAAACCCAAACAUUCCCACGUGCUGGCCCCUGGCCAAGGGGGGUUGUCAACGGGCUAGACCACACACAGCAAGGCGGGCUGGCGUGCGUCCAGGCAGCCAAUCACAGCAGCUGCAUGUACGUGCAGCCCCUGACACUCUCGCAGUCGUCCCACCAGAGGGGAAUGUGCCUGGACCAGAGUUCCCCGCAGGGUAACUGCCACAUCCAACGGGGUGGCAGUCAUCCUGUGGUGGGUUCGUCAGCCAUCAGCCAGGAGAACGCCAACAUCAGUCCGAUGACGACGCCGUCCAACAUGUCAACGUCGCACCUUCAAUGCUACCAGGAAUGAUAUGGGCAGAUGGAGCAGUCGCCACUCGUCGGCGAUGCGCCUGCUGGUGAUGUUGCCACGGCAACGGACGAGCAGCACCCCCCUCCCCCCCAUGCAGUAUCAGCGCUUAUUCGCCGACCCUUACACUUACUUUCAUAUAUAUCCUCUCUUGUAUCUGUCUCAUAUUUACUCACUUGAAACUUCUGUAUAAUAGGAAUGAAGUAUGAAGACGUGAACGGAGACAGCCAAAGAUUUCAGUUUUUACAAGGGAAAACCAACAUUUAUUGCAAUCGUGUUCUAUUACAAAGACACAAAAAUACAUAUAUAACUUGUUGUUAAAGCAAUCACCCUAAACAUGCUUAGCUAUGUAUUCGGGGUGGGCCUAAAAAUUUCCAUACAUAGGAAAAAUAAAUUCGUGAAACGCAUCAUUUUAAGUUACCUGAAGCAUACAAUUAAAACAAACAUGUUAAAAGCCGUGUCCAUCCAAUCAUCCAUUUUCUAGAGCUUGUCCACAUUUGGGUAUCCGGUGAGCUGGAGUGUAUGCCAUCUGACUUUGGGUAGGAGGCGGGUUACACCCUGGGGUUGCCAGCUAAUCAAGGGCACAGUCACGCCUAUGGACAAUUUAGUCUUCAGUGAACCUAACUUGCAUGUUUUUGGAAUGUGCUAGGAAACCUGACCCCUUAGUAGACCCACGCAAGCACUGGGAAAACAUGCAAACUCCACACGGGAAGGCCUAAGCUGAGAUUCAGACCCGUCACCUCUCGACUGUGAGGCAGACAUACUAACCACUAGGUCAGCGAGCUGCCCAAAAAGCAUGUAUAGUUUGAUGUUUAAAAAGUUUUUUGUAUUUCCAGAUAACAUACAAAGAUGUUUUUGCCAAUCUUAUUUGUCCUAUGUAUGCAGAGCGGCCAGCCCUGUACGGUCCACAUCCUCUAGGGCAGUGGUUCUUAACCUUGUUGGAGGUACGGAACCCCGCCAGUUUCAGCUGGAGUUCACGGAACCCUUCCUCAUUUGAAAAAUAAUAAAUAGAAAUAAAUAAUAAGAAGAAUAAUAUAUAAUAAUAUAAUAUAUAAUACUAAUAAUAAUAUAUAAAUAAAUAUUUAUUUAAAACUCAAAACAGGUAUAUAUUUUAUUGCCUGUGUAGAUUCUCAGUCAUCCAGGUCGUGCACAAAAUGAGCCACACACUAGUUCCACACAAAAUCAUUGUGUUCAAAGAACAAAACUUGAAUUUCACAAAAAAAACCAAAAAAUUCAAUUCAAUGAAAAUUUACUGGAAGCGAAUGUGAAUUUUGCUGUUGCCAUUCCGCCUGGUAAGUGCCACUCUCAUGUCAGAGGAACGGACUUCGUUGUGAAAAUUCACAACAAAAUCUGUUGCUUUAUUUCUACAAUCCUCGAAAAGGGUUCAUAGGUAAGAGUACAUUUUCUGGGCUGUUUUUUUUAUUAUUGGAUGCGCUGUCUGACGCCCCAGAAAUGCUACUCAACUCAAGUGUAUCGUUGAAAUGUUAUAUAAAGAAAGUUUUAAAAAAAACAAACAAAAAAAAUUUCAACUCGAAGCGCAGCGCCGCAAUGGUAAGCGCCCACCUUGACGCAGCUUUGCGUUUUGAACGGCGUGAACAUGGCAUUCAAAAUGAAGUGUAAAAAGGCUUUCACGGAUACACGCAAGCACGCACACACAGUGUGUGUUGAGUCCUCCGUUAAACCCCAGCGACUGGCUCGCCGAACCCAGGUUAAGAACCACUGCUCAAGGGUGUAGAGUAGCAGGAUGAAAGGCACAGUUUUUCAUCCAAGUGGAUAAAACAAUCUUGUGGUGGCACCGGUUUUGAUGCACCCGAAUCAAUGUGGUAGUUAAAGUACAGUCCGCAUCAGACCACCCGAAUAGGAAAGUUGGAAUUCUGAUCGCUAUGGGCCUGAGUGACUUGUUUUGUCACUGAAAGGACACAAGUGCGUCUAAAGGAUGCCCCCUUCAGGCGAGAUAAAGUACUUAUGUCAUCAAGUGUAACCCCUUUCACGCUGCCUUUAAUAGCCAGCUUUUCUCUGGCUAUUACUGCCAUGUAGCUGUAUAGAUGUAUAAAUGGGACCAACAUAGAACAGGUGGUGGGUCUUGAAGGCAAUUGUUUGCCUUCGGUGGUCAUCACAAAGGCAAGACAUCCCACAUGUGUAAGGGUAUCCCACCGUGGUUUGAUGUUUUAAGGAGAGCCGUUGAAGCAUUGAUUCAACACCUUUGAUAUCCAGCUUAAGGUGUGUAAAGUGUGUGUACUAGUACGCUCUUUGUUCUCACUCGUAAGGCAAUUCAGCGCAUUAGUAGAACUAGUGGAACUACCAUGUCUUACGAGUAAUAUUGUUUUCCAACAAAUGGAAAUAUUCGAUAUCCAACUUAAGGCCCAUUUACGAGUAUGCGCUUUGUCCUCACUAGUAGAACAGAUUUGGCAAACAAGUAGGACAACUACAUGAUACGAGUGAAGCAAAACUGUGCACUAGUUGACAACUGCGCUUUUAGUUCUAUUAGUGAUAUUCUAAAAUUCUACCGGUUAACAUCUAGCGCUUCACAUUCAGCAACUCGAGUACAAUUUUGUCUCACCAGUAAUGUAGUUGUAUGUAUUCUAUUCUAUUCUAUGUAUUCUGUUGUCCUAUUAAUGUGCAAUGUCAUACACAGUGCUGGGAAGAUUACAUUUUAAAGUUAUCCUGUUGAAAAUGUAAUAGUAGUGGAACUAUUUCAAUUACUUUCUCAAAGUAAAAUAAUUGCAUUUGAUUGCAUUUUGGUUACUUAAUUUUGAAGGAAUGCAACAACACGUUGGACGUUACCUCUAAAAAUUUAUUCAAACCUUAGCUCAUUAUUUUGGCAUUAACCACAUACUGUAUUUUUUCUUGACACAAAUAUUAAACUGAUAACAUAACAUGAUGAAAUGUAAGUACAUAAAAUGUUCUUGUUGCAUUAUACAUCCAUCCAUUUUCAACACCGCUUAUCUUGGUUAGGGUCACGGGGCGCUGGAGCCUAUCCCAGUUGACUUCGGGCGAAAGGCAGACUACGCCCUGAACUGGUCGCCAGUCAGUCGCAGGGCACAUAUAGACACAGACAACCAUUCACACUCAUAUUUAUACCGUCACUGAGUGGGAACUGAACCCAUGAUGCCCACACCAAAGUCAGGCGAGUGUACCACUACUGCAUUUAUAUAUAUAUAUAUAUAUAUAUAUAUAUAUAUAUAUAUAUAUGUGUGUGUGUGUGUGUGUGUGUGUGUGUGUGUGUGUGUAUGUGUGUACAGCAUGUGGAAAACAUGUUGACCUAAUGACAAAAAUGCACAAUUUAGAGAAUAUCACUUCAUAUGAAACACCACAUCAAUGAAUAUUCCAUAAAAAAGUCCAAAGUUAUAAAGAUGAAACUGUUCAAAAGUCAGUGUUCUUUUGUGUUCCAAAGUGUAACUAUUAGUCAAAACUUUUCAAAAUAUCAGACAAAUUAAUAGAUUGCACCACAAGUUGGUGUUUAGAGGUCAUAUUUGGAAAAGUAUGUCACGUUUGAGACUACACCAGAAUGGCACAUGACCAGAGAGGGACAAUCACAAGUGUCUGUUUUUUUAAGGAGGAAGUGAUAUGAAUACAAAUCUGAGGUUUUGCAGCUAUUUUUCUAGUGUACACACAUGGAUCAAACUGUUGGUACGUCUCUUUAAUUUGAAGAAAACCCACAGUGGUCACAGAAAAACUUCAAUCUGACAAAAGUAAUAAUACAUUUUUAUGAUUUUAUGAUUAUUAACCAAUGAAAAUCAGACAUUGCUUUUGAAUUGUGGUUCAACAGAAUUAUUUUAAAAAACAAACUCAUGAAAAAGGCCUGGACAAUUAUUAUUUUAUUGCACAACCUUUUGAGCCAAUCACUGCACUCAAACGACUUUUGUAACUUUCAAUGAGACUUCUGCACCUCUCAGCAGGUGUUUUGGCCCACUCUUCAUGAGCAAACUACUCCAUUUGUCUCAGGUUUGAAGGGUGCUUUCUCCAGAUGGGUUGUUUCAGCUCCUUCCACAGAUGUUCAGUAGGAUUUAGAUCAGGGCUCAGAGAAGACCACUUCAGAAUAGUCCAAUAUUUUGCUCUUAACCAUUUUUGGGUGUUUUCAGCUGUGUGUUUUGGGUCAUUAUCGCUCCAUCCAUUUUCUACACUGCUUAUCCUCACAAGGGUCGCGGGUAUGCUGGAGCCUAUCCCAGCUAACUGCGGGCAGGAGACGGGGUGCACCCUGAACUGGUUGCCAGCCAAUCGCAGGGCACAUAAACAAACAACCAUUCGCACUCACAUUCGUACUUAUAGGCAAUUUAGAGUCUUCAAUUAACCUAUCAUGCAUGUUUUCUGGGAUUUGGGAGGAAACCGGAGUGCCCGGAGAAAACCUACGCAGGCACGGGGAGAACAUGCAAACUCCACAUCGGCGAGUCUGGAUUUGAACCCGUGUCCUUAGAACUGUGAGGCGGCUGUGCUAACCAGUCGUGCACCGUGCCGCCGGGUCAUUAUCCUGUUUCUAAAAUUAUAAUCAUGGAAAUGUCCAAAAGCAACUGUAAUUUAAUUACAGUGGACCCCUGCAUACUUGCAGUUCGGCACCCGUGGAUUCACUUAUUCGCAGAUUUAAAAAAAAAAAUGUUUUUUUUUUUUUUACUUAAAAAAAAUAUUUUUAUCUUUUCUUUUUUGGGUGGGCAUCAACCGCAAAAAUUCUUACUGGCUGUCAAUUCCCAUUUAUUCAAGAUUAUUGGGGGGGUUUAAAAAGAAAAAAGGGGUUUAUUUUUAAUUUGCAAUUAUAAUGGCUGUCAGUUUUUCUGCAGAUUUUUGCUAUUCGUUGUCCAGCCUGGUCCCUAGCUACCCCCCAAAUUGCGGGGGUCCACAGUCCACAUUUUCUCCCAGUAAUGGAAUGGAUUGCAAUUAGGCAAUUGUUAUACUUAUGUAAUCUCAUUGCAUGUAAUUAGUUACUCCCCAACUCUGGUCAUACAGCGGUGGGAGAUAUAUAGACACAGUCGUUCUGCUAGUGCACCCAAGUCAUUCUACGAAUGCGCUGAACUGUUUUACUUGUGAGGACAAAGACAUUCGUUAGCGAGGCUUCCAAGCUAGCAUCAUCGUAACUUUGCGCAACGCUUUUCUUUCUUAACGUCGCUUAUGCCAUAUGCUAAAGAAAAUAUUUAUAAUGUAUAAUCAGUGGCCUUCACAAGAACAUGUGUUUUUGUAUCCUUUGUUAAGGGAACAUGUUUUUUUAAGUGGCUUUCCGCAAGCAAGAAGUGCACUUAAUAAAACGUCAGAAAUCCCACUUAUGCAUCUCACUGUGAACGCCCUCCUCAGACAACGUGGCAGCUUUGACCAGUAUUGAUCUCUCACUUUCUUAUCUAUCUCACUGUCUGUGUAAAUGCAAGAUGGAGGAGAAACAUGUUGAUGUGUGAUCACUCAGUUAAAACAAAAAAACAAGCCUAAGGGACAUCCUCUUUAGAGACUGGAGCCACUUAAAUCACCUCAGACAAAUUAAUGUAUACAUAAUCUGCUUCACUUUCAUGUAACACACUUGUAUUAGUCAUUAUUAUCAUCGCUGUGUCAAGAAAUAACCUUUUUUCUCUACUAUAUAAUAUUUUUUAAUAAAUAUGAAUGUAUGCAUAUAAUCAUUUGGUGGA